CCGGGCGCUGCCCCCUGCAAAUGGCGGCGCGGAGGCCGGGCGUGCUGAGCUGAGGCGGGAGGUGCCGCCAUGGAGCACAUCACCACCCCAAAGGUUGAAAAUGUGAAAUUACUAGAUCGCUAUAUGAAUAGGAAGGCAGCAAAUGGGACGUUGUACCUGACAGCCACCCACCUCAUCUAUGUUGAAGCUUCUGCUGAAGUCAGAAAAGAAACAUGGAUUCUGCAUCACCAUAUUGCAACUGUAGAAAAGCUGCCUCUGGCCACGGCUGGGUACCCGCUCCUCAUCCACUGCAAGAACUUCCACGUGGCUCACUUUGUCAUCGGGCAGGAACGUGACUGUCACGAAGUCUAUACCUCCUUGCUUAAACUUUCCCAACCAGUGAAACCUGAAGAACUUUAUGCUUUCUCUUAUAAUCCUAAAAUGUCUAAAGAGAACCGGGAGAUCGGAUGGAAGCUGAUUGACUUAAAAGUAGAUUACCAGCGUAUGGGAAUUCCAAACGACUACUGGGAAAUAACGGAUGUUAAUAAGGACUAUGAGGUUUGCAACACCUAUCCCCCAGAAAUAGUGGUGCCUCGAGCCGCUAAUAAGGCAGUGGUGAUCGGAAGCUCAAGGUUCAGGAGCAGAGGGCGGAUUCCGGUGCUUUCCUACUUGUAUAAAGAAAACAAUGCUGCCAUAUGCCGCUGCAGCCAGCCCCUCGCCGGGUUCAGCGCCCGCUGUCUGGAGGAUGAACAGAUGCUGCAGGCCAUCAGAGAAGCCAACCCUGGGAGCCCCUUCAUGUAUGUUGUUGACACGAGGCCAAAGUUAAAUGCCAUGGCCAACCGAGCUGCUGGGAAGGGUUAUGAGAAUGAAGAUAAUUAUGAUAACAUUCGCUUUAAAUUUAUUGGCAUAGAAAACAUCCAUGUGAUGCGGAGCAGCUUGCAGAAACUCCUGGAAGUGUGUGAAAUGAAGUCACCUUCAAUGAGUGAUUUCCUCACUGGGCUGGAGAACUCAGGGUGGUUACGGCACAUUAAGGCUGUGAUGGAUGCAGGCGUCUUUCUUGCCAAGGCCGUGAAAGAUGAAAAAGCCAGUGUGUUGGUGCACUGCUCCGACGGGUGGGAUCGCACGGCACAGGUCUGCUCCCUGGCCAGCCUCCUCUUAGAUCCCUUUUACAGGACUUUUAAAGGCUUCAUGGUUCUAAUAGAAAAGGAGUGGAUUGCGAUGGGCCACAAGUUCUCACACAGGUGUGGCCAUCUGUGUGGAGACCCCAAAGAGGUGUCCCCUGUCUUCACUCAGUUCGUUGACUGUGUCUGGCAGCUCAUGCAGCAGUUCCCCUGCACCUUUGAGUUCAAUGAGCGUUUCCUUCUCGAAAUCCAUGACCACGUCUACUCCUGCCAGUUUGGCAACUUCCUUGGGACCUGUCAUAAGGAGCGGGAGGAUCUCAAAAUCUUUGAGAAGACCCAUUCUCUGUGGCCUUUCCUCUUACAGAAGAAGCAGGAACUGAGAAAUCCUUUGUACAAAGGAUUUACAGCUUACAAAGAGCUUCAACCAAACACGUUACCUUUCAGUUUCCAGUUUUGGUGUGGGAUGUACAAUCGCUUUGACAAAGGAAUGCAUCCAAAACAGUGUGUUUUGGAUCAUCUGCUGAGCUGCGUGAGCCAGAAGGUGAAACUGGAGGACAGUGCAUCUGAACUGGAAAACAAACUUCCUUUUCUUGAUGGUCCUUUGCCCAGUGAUGGUUGCUCCUUAUCUAAAGUAGGACCCGCUGCUUCAAAAACCCCGAUGGUCAACACUCCUCAGGGUUACGAAGGGGACCCACCUCCUGCCUUGAGCAACGGCGCCGCAGGAGGGGACGGGGACGUUCUCUCGGACGUGGACCAAAGGAACAAAGAGAACCUGUCUCCUCCCCAGGACCUCCCCAGCCACACCAUCCAGGUGUCAGACUCUGAAAUGAAGGAGGGAAAGCCUCGGCACCACUGAUCCGUCCGCUGGGAGAACUGGUGGGUGACCCAGGCGAGGUGGUGGCGAGGCAUCAGGGAGCUGUGUCCCCCCGAGGGCGCAGACCCCGCAGCGCUGCCGUGUGAGUAGGUGUUUGCAGGGAGCUGUGCUCGCUGCCCAGAAGAUGGUUUGGUUCCAGUGCUUUGCUGCCACGAUGACGAAGACGCGCACGGAGCUGCCCGGGAGGCUGCCCUGAGUUAGCACAAACCUUGUUUUUUUGGUGGAAGCACUAUGUGUGUUGGAGGUUUGUGACCACCAGCCAGCGCUGGUUUUCCAAGCUGAAAGAAAUCUUGGCCAAUUAACAUGAGGUUUAGGACUUGUGCAGUGUUUAUAACUGGAGGAAGAAAGAUGCAAACCGUUUAUUCUCAGUGCUGGUACAAGGUCAUCUUAAAAUGAUAAAAAAUUUCAGUUCAUCUUAAAAUGAGGAAAAAAAAAAAAGUCUUUUCUUAGCUGUGAAUGAAUCUGCAUGGACCCUCACCUUGUGGCAGAACUGAUUCAGUUUUUUUUUUUGUUUCCUAUGCAUAUUUGUUAAACAAAACACCCCCCUGUGCCUUUUUAUGGAGACUGUUUUCAUGUCCAGCCCCGCAAUGUACUGUUUUUAUUAUUGUAGUGUAGAGUGUAGUACUUGGUCUUCUUUGUAGUCAGUAUUUUUAAACCAGGUUUUUUAUCUGCUGCCGGCUUCUCCAGGAUCUUUGCUGACCCCCUGAGUUUAGUAGCUUCUGUCUAAGCCAACCUUUCAAAGAAUAAGCUUUUAUGGACCACAUUUACUGAUUGUGAGAGUGCAGAAAGCCACACAGAUGGCUUGUAACACGUGAAUUUUUUGACAGAGGGAGGAUUAGAAAUGAGAAAAGAUAGGAAAAAAACUUGAUGCAGAAUUGUUCUCUCUUGUUUUAUGAUCUUGGUUAAAUUGAAGGGAGUAACUCUUCUAAGCUGGAAUCAGUGUGCUUUCCUCACAUCCAUCUAUGAGGCAGUAAUUAAAGAUGAGGGGUGUUCCAUCAGUGAAAUGGGUCCUAAAACGAUUGGUCACAUCACGUGCUGAGUGUCAGUCGUGAAUGUUACCUUGGAUGUUAAAACUACAGGAACCUUAGAGAAGUUUUGUCUGUACUGUCAGGACAUGGGGAGAUGAAUGACAUCUCUCAUGGCAAUGAACUUUGUAAUGUUGUGAAGCUGGUGACAAGAUGUAAAUUGGGAUGUAACCCCUUAUUGGAACCAGAAGGGGAUGUCUUGGCUCAUGGCUGUGGCUCCAGCUUUGAAACGGAGACGAACAUUCCAUUUAGACACAGGUCUUGUGAAGAAACAAGGGCUUCUCUCCCUGGGGAGCGGAUGGCCCAGGAAAGCUGUCCCACAGCCCUUGUUCUGGACAGGCUUCUACAGAUGUGCUUAAUUGCAUAGAGUCCCCUUGUGCAGUUUAAUUCAAGAUGCCUCUCUGCUUUCUUUUGCAUCCUAGUGUUUAAAUUAGGUGCUGCCAUUUGGUCUUAAAAUCAAUUUUUUCUAUUUUAUGAAAUCUUGAAACAAACUGAAAAUACUUCCUGUGAUUCCUCCUGAUCUACAGUGAAAAGUAGGAACAUUCCAUUAGAGCAUCGUAAAAUGCAGUAGCUGUUGUUCAUGUGUUAGUAGCCUAUGGUGAAGUGACUAUCAGUGUUCAAGAUUAAAGUAGGAAAGAAAAAAAACCCAAACAAAAACUCCCCUGAGUGUCUCACUUCAGGUAAGAAAAUACAUAUUUCAUUUUAAGCCUAUCAAAAGCCCCAAGGAAAAAGGGCAAUACCUGAGAACACAGAGUUUCCUCAAUGCCUACAACGGCAAAGAGAAACAGUUUUUAAUGCUGCAGGUUUUUCAAUCUUAAAGCAAGUAAUAUUUAAGUAGUUUUUAAAAAAUAGUUGUUUUCAAGGCAGGACUGAGAACUAGAAUGUGCGAUUGAUUUAAAAACUAAGCCCAUCAAAUACUUAACCAGAUCUGCUUAAGCAGAAGAUGCUUGAAAUUUGUUGUGUGGGUACAUAUCAAAAAUCCCAUAUCGUGCAACAACUGUGUAUUGUCUUUUGAAGGCUGCACGUUUCUGAGGGCAGCUUGUCUUGCUCUCAAGGUGACUGUCUGCUCUUGAGUCUCUUUUGUUUCUAAAGAGAAGAUCUGCAAAGCUCUAAUAUUGUUAGACAGUCUGCCAGCCUUUUAAGUUUGUCUCAUCCAUGUACUCCUCAGGUGAAGGGAUUGCACCCUAAAUCUUAAUCCGGCUGCUCUGGACACCCAGGGUUCAGAAUCUGCUGUCACUUUCCCUGGAGGCUGCUGGGGAGAUGAUUGAUUUCCCUCUGUGUAGUGGUAAAAGCUCUAUUUCUCGCCUGCACUUUGCAGUUUGGGGCCUGUUUCACAUGGAUCAACCCCAUCUGUUAGUGUGCGUGGCUUCUAAACAGAGAAGAUAAAUGAGACCAAGACAGGCACUUUCUAGGACCAGUUAUUUAGAUGUCAUCAGUUCUUUUAAUGUGUUCUCUAAUGAAAAUUAGAGAUACAGAAUUGUAGAGAAUUUUGACUGACUACUGAAGGGUUUAGACAUGUCGCUUGUUAAUCACUGUAUAAAAGCAUUUUGCAGAGGUUUCUAUAAAUGUUUACACAUUGCUUUGUCUUUUGAAUUUUAGAUUACCUUGAAAGAAAGUAUAAUAAUCCUUGCUUAUCCCUAAAACGUGACACUGUCUCCACAAAUCCUUCUUGACUACAAUACUGCUGCAGGUGCACAUAACCAUGAAAAGAUUACUUCAGACACUGAAAGUAUUAGCAAGCUUGUAGUAAUCUUGCUGCUUUGGACUUCAGUAACAAAAUAAUGGAUGAGUUUAUGCUCUGAAAUGCAAAACCUAGCAAAAAAAUAUUAAUAAAUUAAUGUUGUGUCUUUUAUAAAGCUCUUGGAUUUAACAUAGACAGACGUGGUCGACGUCUGCAACGUAUUAAAAAUCCUUCGUGCUGGUGCUGUAAAUUUACAGAGCUGGAAAAGAUUUUUUUUUUUUAAUUUUUCAGAGUUUCCUGGCUUUCUGUGUGAAAACCAAUUAGCCGGGUGCUUUUUAGCUUUGUGUGUUUCAAACCCAAAACUGAGCAGCUGCUGAAAGCUCUGGAGCACGUCCUCAGGUCUCUGCUCAGCUCGGCCGGGCCCCCAGAGCCUCGCCGAGAUCCCGCGUCCCCUCGUUGCGCUGACAGCGGUGAGUCCCUUGGUUGUGUGUUCCCUAAAACCCUUCAAGGAAAUCAAGAGGCUGUUAGGUAGGAAUCCUCUGAGGUGAGCACUGUGUAGCUGCAAAGUUCCUAUAACUUAUUUAUUCCUCGCGGAGCAUCCACGCCUUGUGAAGUCACGAAUAACCGUUUGCUCUUGGGAGCUGUUCGGAGAACAACGCAGCUUGCUGCUUUCCAUUUGGAUCUCUCUACUGGGAGAACUGGGAGGGAGGAGGGAUCCUGUUUUGCUGCGGAUGGGCUCCAUUUGUCUAAAACUCCUUCCUUUCCUGGAGCACCUCUCCCUUUACCAGGAUACCCCCUGGUUUCCUGCCUGUACAUCGUGUCUCUCUUGCUGCAAAUGAGCAUAGCCCCGCAGUGGGGAAGUGCCUGUGAUAUUCUGCGUUAAAGCUACUUACUUUGGGAUAAAGAGGCACUGGUGUAGCUUUAUUUCUCGGCUGAGAUGUCUUAAUGUGAACUUCACAAUGCUGGAUUCUUGAAAUUGGAUUUUUGUUUGGCAAAUUGUCGCCUGUGGUAGAGAAAAUCCAAUUGGUGCUGUUUGCUUUACAGGAAAAGGAAUAACUGGUUUGUCCAUAGAUGUUGUCCAUAGAUGGCCCUCUCUCAUGGGAGAGAGAAAGCAGUUUGCUAAAGCCUAGAGGUAGAAUAUACUUCUUGCUGCACAUUUUCUUCCUGCUCUUCUGCCUUUCAUUUAAGUGCUUAGGAGAAAAACCCACCUGCUCUGUGGGUGCUGACACAAGGCCGCCCUGGCUGGGGCGGAGGAGACGUGCUGGUGAGCUUCAGCGAACUUCCCAAGCCUUGCUGGGACCUUCAUGGGAUCCCUGCCCUCAGUUCCAUCUCACUGGGUCACAGCUGGGAAUCUCUGUGUUGAAGCACUUGGUGGCUGCUGUUUCCAGCAGGUUUGGAGCUCAGAAAGCACCUUUGUGUCUCUCAAAGCUGCAGCACCUUCUGAAAAGCAUUUCAAAGGGCUCUUGUGCCAGAUGCUGCUUCGUGCUCUGGCCAAACUGGUCUGUGGGCAGCGUUGGUGCCUGAGGGUUGCUCCCCUGAAGGGAUCAUUUCUUGGCACUGUUUAAUAAGGAGUAUUUGUAAAUGACCAGGAGAAUUCCAAAUGUGUUUGUUGCUCUUCUCCCCUUCCCUGCCGCCCUGCCCUGGGGUUGCUUUGUGUAUGGACCUGGGACCUGCAGCAGUUACUCCUUGUUUACAGACCCUCCCUCAGGGCAGGGGGCGGGGGAAGAAUCUGUUCUGAAUGUCCUAGUCUUGUUUUAAUUAAAUUAAUACACAGCACUUGAUUUAAUUAGAUGAGGGAUGUCCCAAGCCUGCUGAUGUUGAAGUCCAUGGUUUUGUCAGCACCAACUGCAGUUGGUGGCAUUUGUUGGGGUGUUUCACCCUCCGGUGCUGCAUCCCUUGGGCAUCUCGGAACCACAAAAGCAAGGCAGAAGGAGGGGAGGUUACAAAGUUGACCCGUAUCUCUUCUCUGAUCACUUCUCUAUGUGUAUGUGUCAGUGUUUACUGUCACAGCCUACUGCUGGAGCCCCUUGUUGCACUGGAUGUAGUCACAGAGCACACGUGUGUUGCCCUUCCUGGCGCCCACAAACUCCUCGUGGUAGGAACGUCCCUGAAACCGUGUUGUCGUGCGCGGCCGAAAAUUGUGGUUUUGCUGUUUGUGUCAGUCAGUCGCUGUUUCUGUGGGUGUAAGUGUUGGAGGACAGUUGUGUACAGUUGUGGAUGGUGAAAUCACUUGUUCCUGAAUGUGCCGCGAUGGCUGUAAACAUGUAACUCACUGUAGUUAAUGCACUGCUUAAAAAAAACCCCUAAUUGUACCAUGUUUAGAGGAGCGCUGUGGCUUUUCUCUACGUGUAUUUGUUCCAGGAAGUUUUCACUUGUAUUACCAUUUAUUUUUAUUCCCUACAAAAAUAAAUACCUUGCUUUUUUUAAAGUAAA
Calidris pugnax (ruff) is the source of this 7113-nucleotide messenger RNA. RefSeq names its product myotubularin-related protein 8. Gene Ontology annotation, biological process: negative regulation of autophagy; dephosphorylation. NCBI's taxonomy places the organism in Eukaryota, Metazoa, Chordata, Aves, Charadriiformes, Scolopacidae. Gene Ontology annotation, molecular function: phosphatidylinositol-3,5-bisphosphate phosphatase activity. The transcript is spliced from 14 exons. The record is from RefSeq and is a predicted model, not a curated record. The coding region runs from base 70 to 1956 and encodes 628 amino acids. Gene Ontology annotation, cellular component: nuclear envelope.